AUGAGAAAUCAUACAACAGUAACAACAUUCAUCCUGCUGGGGGUGACAGAUGACCUAAAAUUACAAAUUACACUUCUGAUAUUUUUAUUUCUCACCUACUUUUUGAGCAUAGCUGGGAACCUGACAAUUAUCACCCUCACACUUUUAGAUUCCCAUCUUAAAACUCCCAUGUAUUUUUUCCUCCGAAAUUUCUCUUUCUUAGAAAUCUCAUUCACCACUGUCUGUAUUCCCAGAUUCCUGUACAGCCUGACAACUGGAGAUAACACUAUUACCUAUAAUGCUUGUGCCAGUCAAAUAUUUUUUGGUGUCCUCUUUGGAGCAACUGAUUUUUUUCUCCUUGCUAUCAUGUCUUAUGAUCGCUAUGUGGCCAUAUGUAAGCCCUUGCAUUACACGACCAUCAUGAACAACAAGAUCUGCACUUCACUCAUUCUCUUCUGUUGGGUUGCUGGCUUGUUGAUUAUCAUCCCACCUCUUAGCAUGGGUCUCCAGCUGGAAUUCUGUGACUCAAAUAUCAUUGAUAGUUUUGGCUGUGAUACAUAUCCUAUUUUAUUGAUAUCCUGUUCAGACAUAGUUCUUAUAGAAAAAGUUAUUUUGGCUUUUGCUGUUUUAACGCUGAUUAUCACCUUACUGGGUGUGGUUCUCUCCUACACAUACAUCAUCAACACCAUUCUAAAAUUCCCUUCUGCUCAACAAAGGAAAAAGGCUUUCUCUACCUGUUCUUCUCACAUGAUUGUGGUUUCCAUGACCUAUGGCAGCUCCAUCUUUGUCUACAUUAAACCUUCGGCAGAAGAAGGAGUGACCCUUAAUAAGGUGGUGGGUUUACUCACUACUUCAGUUGCUCCUAUGCUCAAUCCAUUCAUUUACACUCUUCGAAACAAACAAGUAAAAGAAGCUUUCAAAGACACAGUGAAAAGGAUUGCAUUUCUCACUAAGAAGUAA
Orycteropus afer afer is the source of this 939-nucleotide messenger RNA. RefSeq names its product olfactory receptor 6C2-like. Gene Ontology annotation, cellular component: membrane. Gene Ontology annotation, biological process: G protein-coupled receptor signaling pathway. NCBI's taxonomy places the organism in Eukaryota, Metazoa, Chordata, Mammalia, Tubulidentata, Orycteropodidae. The record is from RefSeq and is a predicted model, not a curated record. Gene Ontology annotation, molecular function: G protein-coupled receptor activity; olfactory receptor activity.